Messenger RNA from Armigeres subalbatus, 1125 nucleotides. Its product is annotated as serine/arginine repetitive matrix protein 1-like. Lineage: Eukaryota; Metazoa; Arthropoda; Insecta; Diptera; Culicidae. The transcript is spliced from 2 exons. The record is from RefSeq and is a predicted model, not a curated record. Bases 436 to 1125 code for a protein of 229 amino acids.
GCGGGAGUAGUAGUGCGCGCCGUGUUUUUACCAAUAUUUCAUAAAAGUUAGUGACGUUUAAAGUCACAUGUGGUGUAUAAACUAUAAGUUGUGCUUGUUCUUUUCAGGAAAGAUAAAAAACUAAAGUCAUUAGCUAAAAGGCUUAGUUAAUAGUAGUAGCAAAUAGUGGUGGCACGAAAUUAGUACGGAAUAGAUUAUAGAGUGGACCUUUUUCUGCUCUUCUAUUCCUUGGCGUAUACAGGUGGUGAUUUGGCAUUCCCCAGGGCGAAAGUUGGACCGAUUCCCUAACCAGCGCACGCAAAUUCCCGCCGCAUACGAUAGUUCCGGACCGAAUUGGGGUCAUUCAAACAUCGCCGGCGUUCCGAUCGAGCCACGUGGAUAGGUUCCGCCAUUGUGAAACGAGCCGGACCGCACCUUUGUUCCGAACCGUCGGCCAUGGCUUUCGCCAAGCGUUUACCGUCGUCGAACCCCACGCCAGCUCGCCGAAGUCAGUCCGGAAACAGUCAGCGUACACCACAAGCCAGGGUGCUUCGUCCAAGAUCAAGCCGGGGACCGUCGCCAACGCCACAAGCCAGCCCAUACCACCAGGAAGUCAAUUCGGGAAUCGUCACCGAACACGGCCAGCCAGCUCGUUCCGUCAAAAGUCGAGCUUGCCCGCCGCCGACGAAGAAGUCCCGCUCGUACCGUCCGAAAUCGAGCCUAAACCGUCACCGAACAUCGGAAUUUCGCCCACCGUCAAGCCCUAGCGCCUCUGCCAAGCCGAAGCCUCCUCGUACCGUCCAACAUCGAGUCGAACCCGUCACCGAGCAUCGGAAUUUCGCCCACCGUCAAGCCCUAGCGCCUCUGCCAAGCCGAAGCCUCCUCGUACCGUCCAACAUCGAGUCGAACCCGUCGCCGAACAUCGGAAUUUCGUCCCACUUCAAGCCCGCGCGCCUCCACCAAGCUGGAAGCUUCUUGCGCCAUCCGAACCUGGGCCUAUAUAGUUGUUAUCCGGUGCACCAGAAGCCGAGAAGCGGUGCAACCGUCAUCCCACCUGCUAGCGGCCAACCCUGUCGAUCACGGAGGGAUAAGGUGUCGGUAUCCCGUGAGUCGGUCGUUACGCUCAAAUGCCGCACAGAGAAUUAA